Molecule: messenger RNA, 4584 nt
Organism: Pseudophryne corroboree (corroboree frog)
Lineage: Eukaryota; Metazoa; Chordata; Amphibia; Anura; Myobatrachidae
Gene: WFS1
Product: wolframin ER transmembrane glycoprotein
Exons: 8
Coding region: 252-2828 (858 amino acids)
Biological process (GO): endoplasmic reticulum unfolded protein response; calcium ion homeostasis
Cellular component (GO): endoplasmic reticulum; endoplasmic reticulum membrane
Molecular function (GO): protein binding
Source: RefSeq, a predicted model, not a curated record
CUAGAUACGUCAGAAGGUCCCUUCUCCCACUCCGAAAUAGAAUCAACCGCGGUGGGUGGGGAGGAGUUGCAGGCUUGCAGAGUGGACUACAGUGGGCUCAGUGCUGGUGGAAGAGAAGUAAUGAGACCUCGAGCAUGGCAGGACUGUGAGAUAGGUGGCACCGGGUCUGCCAGCUCUGACACUGCAGGAUCACUCCCCAGUGCCCCCAGCAAGGAUCCUCUGCAGCUGACUGCCUGGUAACUAUCAAAAGCAUGGAUUCAGACUUGCCAGCUGCCCCACACGUACUUGGCAGAUCACAGCUAAAUGCUGCCACUUGUGCUGACGGACAUGAAGAAACCCAAAAAUCCGCACCAUCUACUCCCGGGUCUGCUGGAGUAUUUGCAGCUGUGCCAGAGGACUUAAACGAGGAUGAGGAUGCCCAGCUGCAGGAGCUGCUGGAGAAAGCUAGGACCGGGGAUGCAAAGGCGCAGAGUGAGGUGGGAAAAUACUACUUGAAACUUGCUGAAGAGCAGGAUGAAGAAGUGAACAGCUGUGCUGCAGUAAACUGGCUGAUCCAGUCAGCCAAGCAAGGUCGGAGGGAGGCGGUGAAGCUUCUGCGGAAAUGUUUGGCAGACAGAAGAGGAAUCACAAAUGAAAAUGAGAGCGAAGUGAGGAAGCUUUCCACAGAAACGGAUUUGGAGAGGGCUGUGAGGAAGGCGGCGCUAGUCAUGUACUGGAGAAUGAACCCGAAGAAGAAGCAGCAGCUUUCCGUGUCUGAGCUACUGGAGAACGUCGGACACAUCAAUGCUGAAGAUGGGGAGCAACAGCCUGGCCCGAUCCCAAAGUCUGCUCAGAAGGAGCGCCGGGUACUGGAGCGUUUGGUCAGCAGUGAAGCUAAAAGUUUCAUUGCCGUGGAUGAUUUUGUGGAGAUCGCCAAAAAAUAUGCAAAAGGGAUUGUACCGUCCAACUUGUUCCUGCUUGAUGAUGAGGAUGAUGAGUUUGCUGGGAAGGGCCCGGAGGAGCUGCCUCUUCAACAAAAGAUUAUGAAGUAUCCACUGCACGCCAUCAUGGAACUAAAAGAGUUCCUCAUAGACAUGGGGUCAAAGGCCGGGAUGCACUGGCUGUCUACCAUUAUACCUACACACCACAUCAACGCACUCAUCUUUUUCUUCAUCAUCAGUAACCUUACCAUAGAGUUUUUUGCCUUUUUCAUCCCUCUGGUCAUAUUCUACUUGUCCUUCAUCUCCAUGGUCAUUUGCACCCUGAAAGUUUUCCAGGACAGCAAAGCCUGGGAGAACUUCCGCGCACUGACAGACCUGCUGCUUCGAUUUGAGCCGAACCUGGAUGUUGAACAAGCAGAAGUGAAUUUCGGGUGGAACCAUCUAGAACCAUAUCUCUACUUCCUGAUCUCUGUCUUUUUCGUCAUCUUUUCAUUCCCCAUAUCAGACAGACACUGGAUUCCCUGCUCGGAGCUGGCCAUUAUCUCCGUCUUCUUCACAGUUACCAGCUAUCUGAGCCUGAGUACGAGUGCUGAACCGUACACCCGGAGAGCUUUAAUAACAGAAGUGGCUGCUGGAGCACUCACCUUUUUGAAUUUGCUGCCGGAUUCUGUGCCAUAUGUUGGAUUACUUAGCAAAACAUUCUUUACCUUACCAGUUGGUCAUUUUAUUGAGUUCCACAUCAGCAUCCCUUGCAUACUCUUCAUAUACUUAUUUUACCUUUUCUUCAGGAUGGCACAGCUGCGGGGUUUCAAGGGCGUAUACUGCUAUCUGAUACCGUACCUGGUGUGCUUUAUGUGGUGCGAGCUUUCUGUUGUCAUUCUUCGUGAAUCUACCACCAUAGGCCUUAUCCGUGCUUCUAUUGGCUAUUUCCUCUUUCUCUUCGCCCUUCCCGUACUCUUAGUCGGCAUUGCUGUCAUGUGUGUCGUCCAUUUCAUAAAGUGGUUUCUGUGUUUAGAGCUGACCAAGAUUGUGGUGACCCUUGUCUUGUGUACGGUUCCACUGGUUCUCCGUUGGUGGUCCAAAGCCAACUACUCAUUGGUCGAAAUGGUCAAGACGAUCACUAAAAGCUCCAUAGUGAAGCUGAUACUGGUGUGGAUCACAGCCAUCGUCAUGUUCUGCUGGAUAUACGUCUACCGUUCAGAAGGAAUGAAGGUUUAUAACUCCACGCUGACUUGGCAGCAGUAUAGCUUUUUGUGUGGCCCUAGGUCAUGGAAAGAGACCAACAUGGCAAGGACCCAGAUCUUAUGUAGCCAUUUGGAAGGUCACAGGGUGACUUGGACAGGGAGGUUCAAAUACGUCCGAAUCACGGACAUUGACAACAGUGCUGAAUCUGCUGUGAACAUGCUACCCCUCCUUAUCGGAGACUGGAUGAGAUGCUUGUACGGAGAGGUGUACCCAGCUUGCGAUCCACAGAAUGUCACCAUAGAAGAAGAAGAACUUUGUCGCCUCAAGUUCCUUUCAAAGCAUACCUGCCACAUGAAGAAGUUUGACAGGUAUAAGUUUGAGAUAUCAGUUGGUAUGCCCCUAAACGGCAAAAAUGGAAACAGGACGCUGGAAGAAGAUGACGCCACUAAAGAUAUAGUGCUGAAAGCGAGCAAUGAGUUCAAAACUGUGCUGCUGAGCUUGCGGCAGGGGAGCAUGAUAGAAUUCAGCACCAUACUGGAGGGCCGUCUAGGGAGCAAGUGGCCGGUCUUUGAACUGAAAGCCAUUAGCUGCUUAAAUUGCAUGGCCAAGCUUACUCCAGCUUCCAGACACGUCAAGAUAGAGGACGACUGGAGGCGCAGUGUCCACACGGCCUUUAAAUUCGCCUUUGACUUUUUCUUUUCUCCCUUCCUCUCUGCUGUAUGAAAACGUCCAUAUAGGAACUGUUAACUGUAAUUACGUCAGUAUGCUAAACGCCAAAGUGAGUUUUCCUCUUAGAGCUUAGUACUACUUGCACUUUGUCACUUGUGUAUGUGUGUAUUGGAAGAGUGCUAACUGAUAUUUGUCAUUAAGUUACACGUCAGAAACAUGUAAUUGUGCACAUGUUGUAUUUUGUUUACAUAGACAUGACACUUUCUUGAGCGCCAUAUUGCGCCUUUUUUGUUUUUAGUUGUUCACAAAAUCAACCAAAACUGCUUCAUGUAGGGGGAAUUGUUCCAAGCCUUCUAAAGAGGACCAGUGGAGGUGUUGAUCUUUGUAACCAAUCAGCUUCUAGCUAUCAUUUAUCAAGUGCAGUCUAUAAAAUGAUAGCUGGAAGCUGUUUGGCUGCAAUGAGUAACUCCGCCACAUAUCCUGUUUAGAGGGGUUGAUAUAUCUCCUUGGUGGUAUGCCUGCAAACCUAAGAUAAUGUCUUUCAUAUUGACUUUUAUAGCUACUACUUUUGAUGCCUCUUAUCUCAACUAUGUAAUGACUUCUGGCUUGCGCUCCUACAGCUUAAAGGAGAACCCAACCUAACAUUUUUUGAAAGCCUUAUGUAUGCAUUCACAUUUAUAGAGAUGGGAAAACUCUUCAAUACAUUCAUAACGGUAGGAACUGCUUACACUGUCCAUUGGCCUGAUAUAUGGCGGCGUGAAGCCACUGGCUGAACACAGAGAUGGUUAAUAUUGUUCUGAGGUAUAGAACGAAUACACCCUGCAGGUUGGUGGCUCCAGACCUGCCAUAGAGAGAGUACCAGACUCUUUUGUAAUAAUCCGAGUAAGACGGACAAACAGCACAACAGUAGUUAGGGCAGAGGUUCUCAAACUCGGUCCUCGGGGGCACACACAGUGCAUGUUUUGCAGGUAACCCAGCAGGUGCACAUGUGUAUUAAUUACUCACUGACACAUUUUAAAAGGUCCACAGGUGGAGCUAAGUAUUUCACUUGUGAUUCUGUGAGGAGACCUGCAAAACAUGCACUGUGUGGGCCCCCGAGGACCGAGUUUGAGAACCUCUGAGUUAGGGGAUAAAGGCUUUUUACUGAAAUAAUCGUUUUGGUUGGAGUUCUCCUUUAACACUGCAAAGGUAUGAGUUAACUAUUAGGGGCUUUCUGUAUACAGUAGUUGCAACAUACUCAUGAACAUAACAGCACAGUAUUAUUAUUUCUGUUUAAUAAACCACUAACCCUAAAUCACAGAGUUCUACAAUAUAACAAAUAAUCUGGUGAUAUUCACAAAUGUGAAUGUUAAGUGUAUGUCCGCACUGACAUAUUGUCUCUACCCUUGUUGGCUAAUAUAUGUAUUAUGGACAUCUCUUAUACCAGCAUUGCUACUUGUGUUUACAGUGAAUGAAUCUAAACAUUUUACACUUGCAUAUCAUAUCUGCGACGUUCUUGUGCAGACGGCCUCUUACCGGGCUGUGGGAGCUCUUGUCCUACCAUAGCAGACGGCCUGACUUACAUGCUUGUUACACACAUUAAUAAAGAGUGCGUUUUCCGUGUGUUACUACUUGUGCACAUGUACACUUUACAGGUUGGUUAUUCUUAACAGUUUAAUGAGGUUUAGGGCUAAACGGAGAUGUCUCUACAGGCAGACGCACACUGGAGAAUAUCAUAGAUUUUGUGUAAUCGAAGCUCUUUGCAUUUCUCUAUCGUCCUAGUGGAUGCUGGGGUUCCUGAAAGGACCAUGGGGAAUAGCGGCUCCGCAGG